AUGUCAACCUCCCUAGAAUUUCCUAUUCAUUUCCAUGGUUUGAUCAUACAUAGUGAUAAUGGGAGAUGGGAAAGAUCUAUCCGAAAUGAUACCAUCUCAGCUGGAACUGAUACCUUAACUGGAGUCCAAUCAAAAGACGUGGUUAUCUCACACGAAUCCAACGUUUUUGUAAGGCUUUACAUUCCCAAAACACCAAUCCCUAAUCGGAAACUUCCAACUCUGAUUUACUAUCACGGUGGUGCUUUUGUGACCAAAUCCGCUGCUUCACCCACUUACCAUCCGACACUUAACUUGAUAACGACAGAAUCAAACGUGAUUGCUGUGUCGGUAAACUACAGGUUGGCCCCAGAAUAUCCUUUACCAAUUGCAUACGAGGACUCAUGGGAGACAAUUAAGUGGGUGGCUGGUCAUGUUAGAGGAAACGGUCCAGAAUCAUGGCUAAACGACCAUGCUGAUCUUCAGAAUGUGUUCUUAGCUGGAGAUAGUGCUGGGGCUAACAUCGCCCACAAUAUGGCCAUCCGGGUCGGGUUGAACCAUGAGAAAGUUAUUAACAUAGAGGGUGUUGUUAUGCUCCACCCGUAUUUUGGAGGAAAAGAUCCAAUUGGAGCUGAGUCCGAGAAAAAUAAAAAUCAGAAAGAGUUGAUAGAUUUUGCAUGGCUGCAGGCAAACCCAUCAGGGAAUGGAUCAGACGACCUGCAGUUUAAUCCGGGCAUGGAUCCGAAUCUUUCUGCUUUCGGGAGCUCUAAGAUACUUGUGUGUAUUGCUGAGAAGGAUGCACUAAGGGAAAGGGGUCUGAAUUAUAAGAAGGUGAUGGAAACGAGUGGGUGGAAUGGCCAAGUGGAAUUGAUGGAGAGCAAAGGGGAGGGCCAUGUAUUCUUUUUUUCUAAUACUUCAUGUGAAAAUUCUCGUUUCUUACGCAACAGAAUUUCUAACUUUAUAAAUCCGAGCUGA
Molecule: messenger RNA, 951 nt
Organism: Lactuca saligna
Lineage: Eukaryota; Viridiplantae; Streptophyta; Magnoliopsida; Asterales; Asteraceae
Source: the annotation of a GenBank genome assembly